Messenger RNA from Melampsora larici-populina 98AG31, 3383 nucleotides. RefSeq names its product family 57 glycosyltransferase. The transcript is spliced from 4 exons. Bases 89 to 3253 code for a protein of 1054 amino acids. Lineage: Eukaryota; Fungi; Basidiomycota; Pucciniomycetes; Pucciniales; Melampsoraceae. Gene Ontology annotation, molecular function: dolichyl pyrophosphate Man9GlcNAc2 alpha-1,3-glucosyltransferase activity. Gene Ontology annotation, biological process: protein N-linked glycosylation. Gene Ontology annotation, cellular component: endoplasmic reticulum membrane. The record is from RefSeq and is a predicted model, not a curated record.
CACAAAUGACGAUGGCAUAAUGAUGAUCACCUAGUUCAUUUCAUUCCUUCAAGAAUCUCACUCUCAUUCUCAUCAGUUUCAGCUCAAGAUGCUACAUUCAACAAGAAACCAAGAUCAGGGAUCACACUCCUCAAAUUCAAACCGACAAGAAAACAAACCGAAAUCAGAAAUCUCAAAACCUACUUAUCAACUUCAUAAACCUACCAAAAGUUCAACUUCUCAUCAAUUCACCCCUACUUCAUACUCUUCUCAAGACGCUCGUUCUUCAACUUCAAAUCAUGAAUCUAAAUCUAAUCAAAAACUUUCUGUGAAACCAAGUAACAGUAAUCAAAAGAUGACCUCGAUCAAACGAACCUUAAGAAACGAUCCUUUGAAACGUUCUUCUUCUUCGAUCUCACUCACAAGUAGUCUCUUAACUUCAAUUCCAAGUCCUCCACCUUCAUUAGGAUUCUUAAAAGCAUCUCGUCUCUUACAACAACAAUCAAGCUCACUUCAAUCUCGUAUGGAAGAAGCUUCUGGCGCAAACUCUCCUCUGGCUCGGCUUCUGAGAUACUGGAGUUCAACAGGAAAACCUCAACACCAAAUCUUGAUGUCUUCAAUCGCAGUGGUCAUACUGGUCAAACUAUCGGUUAGUCUAGGUAGUUAUAGUGGGUUCUCGAAGGGUCCUUUGUUUGGAGACUUGGAAGCUCAACGACAUUGGAUGGGAUUAACUCUACAUCAUUGGGGUCUAGAUUAUCCACCCUUAACAGCAUAUCAUUCUUGGAUCCUGGCUCAUAUCGGUCGGAUCUUCAAUCCGAUUUUUGUCGCACUCCGACCUCCACAUCCCACGUCCGAUGAUCUCACUGGUUGGGGUGAUCUACACGACUCUUUGAAGCAUUUCCUACGUUGGACAGUCUUAGGAAGUGAUCUGAUCAUUUGGAUCCCAGUGGUCUUCAUCUACUGUUUCAUCACCUACAACACUUACCAAUCAGAUCACUCAUCUUCUCAUGCCAGCUCAAGAUCGAUCUCUAAAAGUAAAGCCAAAUCCACAAACGCUAUUCAUUCAACUUUGUUAUUACUUUUGAACCCGAAUUUGAUCUUGAUUGAUAAUGGUCAUUUUCAAUAUAACUCAAUCAUGCUUGGAUUAACGUUGGCUGCGAUCGUUAGUUUUCAUCUUGAUCGUGAUUUACUUGGGGCAACUUUAUAUGUUUGUAGUAUGUGUUUUAAACAAAUGGCAUUGUAUUACUCACCUGCAAUAUUUGCCUAUUUGUUUGGAAAAUGUCUCUAUUUACGUCAUACAACUGGUCUCAUUCUGUUUUUCAAGAUCGCGAUUGUUUCGAUCACCACUCUCUUGGUCGUUUUCUUACCAUUCAUCGUCUUCGCUCCAUUUCCUAGUACGAUUCUUCAAACGAUUCAUCGGAUCUUUCCAUUAUCUCGUGGUCUUUUUGAAGACAAGGUAGCCAACUUUUGGUGUGCAAUGAAUGUGAUCAUCAAAUUUCGAAGUUUGGCAGAGGUCAGUACGUUAGCCAAAGUGGCUUUAUUGAUGACUCUCUUAGCUGUCUUACCUGGGAUGAUCAUUGUAAUAUGGGUGAAUUGGAAUCUGGGAUCUGAAGCCAGAAAUGAAGAAAGCGAAACUGAAAAGCCAAUGAUGAAGAAGAUCCCUAGAAGUUUAUCAUUAGUACCUUUGAGUCUAUUCAAUUCAUCAAUGGCCUUUUAUUUAUUUUCAUUUCAAGUUCAUGAAAAGACAAUCUUGUUACCCAUCUUACCUUUAAUGAUGAUCAUCAGUCAAGAAUUUCAUGCCACCAAUCAAUUCGAUCUUAAUACUGAUGGGCAAUGGACUGGAUUGAUUAGUAAUGUGGCUUGUUUCAGUAUGUGGCCAUUACUUCAAAAAGAUAAUUUACAUUGGCAAUACGUUACAUUACAAGUUUUAUAUAAUUAUUUAAUAGGUUAUAAUCCGAUUAAAAAACUGGCCCAAUGGAGUUUUAUUGAUUAUUUAACGAUCAUAAGUUAUGUUUUGAUAGGAUUGAUUCAUUUGAGUGAAUUGAUGAUUAAAGCACCUGAUCGAUUACCUGAUCUUUAUAUUGUGAUGAAUUUAAGUUUAAGUUUUAGUAUUUUCGGAUUAAGUUAUCUUUGGUCAUUACAUAGGUUAAUAGAAGAAGGAUGGGGAUUGAUUGGAUUUACGAAGAAACCAUUGAAUUCAAACACCAGACCAACAUGUACAUCAUCAUCAUCAUCUACUAAAUUGGUAUCAAGAUCAUCAAGUUUAUCAAAAGGAUCGAAACCUCAACCGGUACCUAGUUUGCAUUCAAGAAUCGAUAGUAUUUCGAAUCCAGAAAUCAAGUUUAUUGAAGAAGAAGAAGAAGAAGAAGAAAUAAGUCGAGAAGGAAGUAAAACUAAACGAGCCACCAGUUUACAAGCUAGACCUAAAAAACCGAUCCAUUCACUUUUAUCGACGAAUGAAAGAGGACCGAUCCGGUCUAGAUCGUUAGGUGGUACUAGUUUGAUGAACUCUCAACAGAUCCGAACGAAUUUGAAACUUAAGACUAUGAUUAGUAGUCCUAGAGCUGAUCAAUUGAUGAAUCGGAUUCGAAAUCGAGUGAAUGCUGAACAAGCUGUGAUUGGUACGACUGGGAGUGGAAGUUCUUAUCAGCUGCAGCAGAAUAGACCACAACGGAUGUUGGUGAAGGAAGAAGGGUAUGGGAGAAGAUCAUCUUUAGGUGAAGAGGUUGAAGUUGAACAAAUUCAAGCUAAUAGAGGAGAAGAAGAAGUGGAAGGAGAAGAAGUGGAAGAGGGAGAAGAAGAAGUGGAAGGAGAAGAAGGAGUAGGAGAAGAGGAAGAAGGAGAAGGAGGAGAAGGAGAGGAAGAGGGAGAAGAAGGAGAGGAAGAAGAAGGAGGAGAGGAAGGAGAGGAAGAAGAAGGAGAGGAAGGAGAAGAAGAAGAAGAAGAAGAAGAGAUUCCAAUUGAAAGGAUCCAAACCAGUCGAGAAGAAGAAGGAGAAGAAUCGAUGAAUGAUGGAGAAAGGAUGAGUCGAAAGAUUGAAGUGGUUGAACAAGAUUGGGAGAUGGCUUUGAGACAGAGUAGAGAAGGAGCGAUUAGAAGAAGAAGAGAAGAAUUGAGAUUACAAGCUAAUUUGGCUAAUGCUAGUGUUACAGGAGGAACAGGAGGAGGGGCAGGAGGAGGGAGUAGGAAGUUGAGUAUGAGUAUGAAUAUGAAUUUGGUGGGUGGAUAUGUUGAUGCAUUGGAUUUGGUGAAUGGACCUCCAAGUAGAAGAUAAAGUUGAUCAGUGGUUUUUGGUUUUCUUUCUCUGAUUUGAUUUUUCAUUCAUUCAUUUAAUUUUUAUGUUUAUUUUUUGAUUUUAUUAUGCAUUUGGUUUCACUACGUACAAGAUCACUUGAUUUUUUGUU